AUGGAUCUUUUUGGUGGUUCAAAACCCUGGUCGGCCCUUGACUGGACCUCAAGUGAUGAUAGAGUUCGAGGUGGAGCUUCACAAUCUUGUCUUGAGUGUUCCACGCCUUUCUCUAUAGCUACAUUCAAGGGUACACUGGACAUUAAAACUCUGGGAGGUGCAGGUUUUGCAUCUCAAAGGACGACUGCAGAUCAUACUUGGGAUCUAUCAGCGUACGAUGGAAUUUUACUCCAUCUAGGAAAGAGUGAUCGAAAAAUGUACACCUUCAUCCUCAAAGAUGAAUUACUUCCAAAAAGUCCCAAUGGAAGAGAACAAAGUACGAUUAGUUGGGAGUUUGACUUCAAGGGCCCUGCAGAUCAUUCAUCGAUCUCUGUGAAGUGGGCAGAUCUGAAACCCACUUAUAGGGGACGCGAAAAGAAAGAUGGCGUCCCUCUAGAUUUGAAAAACGUUAAAAGAUUUAGUAUUAUGAUGCGAAGCUUUUUCGGCACCCAAGAAGGGGACUUUUCCCUGGAUAUCAUCUCUAUAUCCGCCACAAAAGAUAAAGAGAAUAUCGAUACACCAUAUCGAGAUGAUCCCAAUGAGAAAGGGUACACAAUUUUGGAUUCUAGAAAGGGUGAAGAAACCCCUACAACGCGGCAGAGCUGGAUGGCCUGGCUCUUUGGGUGCAAUGUAUCAUAG
Botrytis fragariae is the source of this 678-nucleotide messenger RNA. RefSeq names its product putative cia30 family protein. Gene Ontology annotation, biological process: NADH dehydrogenase complex assembly. Bases 1 to 678 code for a protein of 225 amino acids. The record is from RefSeq and is a predicted model, not a curated record. Lineage: Eukaryota; Fungi; Ascomycota; Leotiomycetes; Helotiales; Sclerotiniaceae. The transcript is spliced from 4 exons.